AUGGCAGCUGUUCUCCCUCCAUCAACUCUAUGCCCGGCCCUUCGCCAACAAUCCUCAUUGCUCUCCUUAUGUCUUAGAUCCAAUUCGAUGUCUCUACAGAGCAAGCCAUCAACUUCCUCACUAUUACAAAUUUUAACCCGGACGCGAAUAUGCAGAUCUCAAUCUCUAAACCGGCCCUUCCAAUUGGCCUCUUCUCUCUCAUCCCUUUCCACACAAUCCCGACACCUCACAACUAAAAUCCCACGCCCUUUCUCCAAAUUCAGCUCUACAAAAACCAACCAACCCACCACUCAACCUGCUCCUGCCCAUCCCCCUCUUCCCCUUACGAAUCUGCCUUACUUCAUCCGCCGUACUCCUUCCAACCAACUACCCAUCUAUUUGGUCACUAAAGCUGGUGGUACCAAGCAGGAGACGAAAAUCCAGAAAACAGAGGGAGAUGUGGAUGCGCUAUGUUCAGAUCUGGCAAAAACUCUAGGGAUUGAGCCGGAAUCCAAAGACAUAUAUGUCAAUCGAUUAAAUGGACAUGUGGUUGUUAAGGGAUGGCGGAAACCGGAAAUACAACAAUUCCUAUUAGACCGAAAAUUCUAA
Molecule: messenger RNA, 588 nt
Organism: Paracoccidioides brasiliensis Pb18
Exons: 3
Coding region: 1-588 (195 amino acids)
Biological process (GO): translation
Cellular component (GO): mitochondrial large ribosomal subunit; ribosome
Molecular function (GO): structural constituent of ribosome
Source: RefSeq, a predicted model, not a curated record